AUGGCUCCAACGACUCCCACUACCACUUUCUAUCCGGGCGACCUGCCAUAUGCCCGGCCAGCUUUGAUGCGCCCGCCUUCACCAGCGGGCUCGAUCAACACCGAGUACGGCCCAGACGAGACUGAUCCCAAGGAGCUGGCUAUGUCGGAUGAGGAGUUCGAGAGGAAGAUACUGGCUGAGCUCAAGAUCGAUCAACCAGCGGACCCCGAAGUUCAGGCCGACAUGAUGCCUAUCCGAUUCCCAUUCUUUCAACCAGGCUCUCACGAGGAGCGCGUGGUAUAUCAGCAUACACUCUACAUGCUAGAGAAGCGCGUGCAGGAGCUUGAUGAGAACGAACUCGUUGAGAGUAUCAUGAUGCGGGGGUCCAGCGUGCAGAUGGAUACGCCGACGUCGUCGAACGAUGUUGACGAAAUUAUGCGAAGCAUGAUGGGGUCUACGAUCUCGAGGGCCGUCUCAGAAGUUCGGAAGGAAGAUCCUCGCAUGUCUGCAAACGACCUGGGGGACGAUCGAGCAGACGUAUUUGGGCAACCUGUAUCCUGGAAGGGAAAGGAACCGGCGAGGUGA
This is a messenger RNA of Peniophora sp. CBMAI 1063, 564 nucleotides long. Lineage: Eukaryota; Fungi; Basidiomycota; Agaricomycetes; Russulales; Peniophoraceae. The record is from the annotation of a GenBank genome assembly.